AUGUCCCGCCAGUAUCUUGAGGCUCUCAAUAGCACGCAAGUGCUCAGCGUGCUCGACGACUCUGUUGAGUACACCGUACACUCCCUCGUCCCGCCACUCGUUAUGGAAAGUGUCCUAUUCGGUAUUAUCACGAUCGCUGCCGUGUUGGGCUUGUAUACUUUAUGGGACGCUAGCAGAGCUGGGCGAAUCCCUUUCCCCCGUGUCAUCGGCUUCGGACUCCUCGCAACCUAUGCCAUCUUCGUGAUUCACUGGGCCUUAGAGCAGACAUCCGCGUACAAUGCUCAAGCGGAACAAGCUUUGGGAUUGCUCGACCUCCUCAACAAACAUACGCCGACGAACACGACCGAAUGGACCCAUACGUUCGCCCGAGUGACCGGCACAGCGCGCAACCUACCUCCACUCGUCACCGAAAGCGCACUCUUCGGAACUGCUACCAUCAUGUUUGUCGGUACGCUCUGCGCUGCCUGGACUCACGCCGGCUGGUCACACACACAAAGCUCUCUCAUCCUUGGUGCCGUAUGCUUGAUGUAUACUCUCUCUACCGCGCACUGGGGCGUCAAUCUUGGCGUCUUCAGCCGCAGUCAGUCUGAUGAGAGUCAGGCCAACUUCGCCCUCCUCGGGCUCCUCUCCGCCAACAUCUGGUUCAGCGACACGAUCGUACUUUGGCGAAUGUGCAUAGUUUGGGAGAAACGUCGCACAGUGCUGAUCCUGUCCGCAGCAUUGCUAUGCUCGACGACAAUCCUCUCGGCUGUGAAUCUUGCGCAAGUCAUUCAGAUCACGCACAACAUAUCGACCGAUCCCAGCAGUAGCUUAAGUCAAGAGCUCACGAGAGACCCCCAGAAGGAACUCAUGUUUGGGUACCACCGUAUCGGGAUAGUCACAGUACUCAUCUCGUCGCUCGUUUCGAAUGUCACUGCGACGUCCAUGAUCGCGUACAAGACCUGGAGACAUCGCCGACGCGUUCUCGCUUAUAUGCACAAUGGAUCAAAUCGCACUCGCGUCGAACGCAUCCUCGCACUGAUGGUUGAGUCCGGCGCUCUCUACGCCGUGAUCUGCACAACGCACAUCAUCUGCGCACUUCUUCCCCUCUCAAGCUACGACCCUCUUGACGCAAUCGUUCGCACCGGCGCUCUCCCUUCGCUCAAAGCGGUCGACCACUUUGACGCCGCGAUGCCCCAACUGAUGUCCAUAUAUCCCAUGAUGAUCAUCACACUCGUAGCGCUUGAUAGGGCCCAUGUUGCACGGCACGCGAAGAGCUCCAGCUCAGGAUCAGGGUCGGGUCGCCCCGUACCCCUCAGUGUGGUCAUCGACGUCGAGAGGAACACGCGCGGUUAUACGGAGGAAGUGCGGCUGGAUCGCACUGUAUCGCGUAGCACAUCAGAUCGUAAGACGCCCACAGUCGGCCAAGGAGAUGUCGAGGGCGAGGAGUUCGAGUUGUCACAGGGCACAUCGCGGAAGAGUGAGGGAGUAGUGUAA
This is a messenger RNA of Peniophora sp. CBMAI 1063, 1476 nucleotides long. The record is from the annotation of a GenBank genome assembly. Lineage: Eukaryota; Fungi; Basidiomycota; Agaricomycetes; Russulales; Peniophoraceae.